Sphenostylis stenocarpa is the source of this 1821-nucleotide messenger RNA. Lineage: Eukaryota; Viridiplantae; Streptophyta; Magnoliopsida; Fabales; Fabaceae. The record is from the annotation of a GenBank genome assembly.
AUGGAGCAGGAAGUGGAAGAAACGAAAAACGCAGUGAGAAUAUUCAUCGGAGGAUUGGGGGAGGCGGUGAGCGCCGAAGACCUUCGAACCUUAUUCUCCUCUCUGGGUAGCGUCGAAGCCGUCCAAACCAUCCGAACCAAAGGUCGCAGCUUCGCCUACCUCGACUUCCUCUCCGACCCUAAAUCCCUUUCCAAGCUCUUCAGCAAGUAUAAUGGGUGUCUUUGGAAGGGUGGAAGGCUGAGACUGGAGAAGGCCAAAGAAGACUAUCUCACGCGGUUGAAGAGAGAAUGGGAGCAAGACGCUCUUGAUGAAGCUACUCAAUCAGGCCCCCCAUCUCCUAAGGCAAUGCCCAACACCAGCAUAGUCCCUUCCAAGUCAAAUACCAAACACCUCAAUAUUUUCUUUCCUAGAUUGAGAAAGGUGAAAUCCAUACCAUUCAGUGGAACUGGCAAACACAAAUAUAGUUUUCAGAAUAUUAAAGUUCCUCCACUCCCUGUGCAUUUUUGUGAUUGUGAGGAGCAUUGUAGUCCUCUUGUCAUUAGAAGAGAUAAGCUAUCCAUUGAUGGGGGGGCAGCCGAAAGUGGUGGAAUGAAUGAUGAAGAGAUUAGCAUAAUGAAUGCUGUGAUGAACAAGCUAAUUCAAAAAGAAAAGAAUUUCGGUGCUGAAAACCUGGGAAAGGAGAGGGAUUAUUUUGAAUCACCUAAUGCUUUACAAUCUGAUGAGGGUGAAGAUAGUGCAACAGAUGAAGAUGAUCUCAUUAUUAACAUGGAGACGAAGAAAAAGAAAACAGCUUUAAUAGGGAACCGGGAACUUGAGAGAAUCCUGGAAAAUCAGGAAUCAUGGUUGAAUAAAAGAAAAAUUGCUAAGGAAGAACCCGACAAGAAUAUGCCUCAAGUGGAAAAAAGGAAUAAUAUCAAUCCCAACAAGAAAAAGAAGAGGAACUCACUUCCCAAAUUGGACAUGGAAAGCAAUGCGGAAGUAGCAACAACCCCUGGAGGCAAGGGUAACAUGCAGACCCUUCCAAAUAAGGUGGGAUCUGGUGCACAGCCUACUGAGCCAGAACAUGGUUUUGAGGACUUGACUAAAGUUUCAUGGUCUCAGAAGUCUUCAUGGAAAGAACUUGUUGGUGGCGGAGGCAAUACUUCUUUCAGUGCUUCUCUCAUAUUGCCAAAAUUGGACUCUAGUAAGAAUCAACAAAAAUCUGAUGAUCCGUGUGCACCUCUAUCUACAAACAACAAAACUGAAAACAUGGAAAGGGAUGGACACUUAGAGAGCAACCGUACCAAUACACAAGUGAUAAAAGAUCUUGCUGAAGCUCAACCUACCAAUGAACAAGUGAUAGAAGAUAUUACUGAAAAUCAGCAUCACGUGGCAGCUAAUAAGACAGGCAGAGGAACUUCAUGGCUGCAAAAACAAUCCUGGACACAAAUGGUUGGUGAGAAUAACAAUUCAUUUAGCAUUUCACAUAUUUUGCCUGACAUUACUUUCCCAGAUCCAAAGGCUAAGGAUCCCAUUGUGGAACCUGCCGUUUUCAACUAUUGCAAGGAUAAUGGUGUAGCUAAGGAUACUCUUAAUGAAGAUGGGGGGUUUAAAUCAUGGGAGACUAUACCAGAAAAGAGCCGGCAUGUAGGUGCCAAUGACAUUGCUUUUGCUCCAGUGGCCGAGGAAAAAGUUGAAACAAGUCCCAGGGAAAAAUCCAGUGAAAAUAUUGAAGUAGGCGAUACGUGCUCAUUUAUGAGAAGUGCUGCAUCGUUGAAAGAAUGGGCAAAGGCAAAGGCUGCUAUUAGUGGAUCACUCAAAAGAAAACGUGGUGAGAAGUAA